Anarrhichthys ocellatus (wolf-eel) is the source of this 2595-nucleotide messenger RNA. Its product is annotated as calcium/calmodulin-dependent protein kinase type II delta chain-like. The transcript has 3 exons. The record is from RefSeq and is a predicted model, not a curated record. Lineage: Eukaryota; Metazoa; Chordata; Actinopteri; Perciformes; Anarhichadidae. The coding region runs from base 265 to 759 and encodes 164 amino acids.
UAUAUAUAUACACACCUCAACUUACUUGUUUCUGUACAUGUGAAUGAAAAAGAAUGGUGUGAAUGGCAUUUUAACAACACUUUAUAAUGUCUUAAUAAAUACUAAUCUUGUUAAAUCACAUGGAGACAUAAUCCAGGUAGUAGAUAACACUUUAAGUGGUUGUUGAGACGUUACAAUUGUUUUUUUGUAACGUCAUUCCCCGAACAGUUCCCUUCUCCUGAGUGGGACACAGUGACUCCAGAAGCCAAAGACCUGAUCAACAAGAUGCUCACCAUUAAUCCAGCCAAGAGAGUGACCGCCACUGAUGCACUCAAACACCCCUGGAUCUGUCAACGCUCCACGGUGGCCUCCAUGAUGCACAGACAGGAAACUGUGGAGUGCCUGAAGAAAUUUAACGCGAGAAGGAAACUCAAGGGUGCUAUCCUGACUACUAUGCUGGCCACUCGCAACUUCUCAGGUAGGACUGAACCAAUGAAGACUGAUGUCCUGCUAGUCCUUUCUAAAAUAUUGGUCUCUUACAAGACCGUGCUACAUGCUGUCCUGCUAGGCCCUGCUGACACCUCCUUAACUCUGUCUUUAUGUUUUUAUGUAUUGUUUAAAUGCUGCUAUUCUGAGGGCAGCAAAUCAGCUCUUUCAGUUGCUAUCAACAGAGACCGAGAGACCAGACAGAUCGAUGCAGUCCCAUCUUCAGGUCCCUCUAAAGGGCAAGAUGUUCAAACCGAGUGGAACAGUAUUGAUGUUUCUCUGUAUGACAAAUGAGUCAAGAUUACAUUUGCUUUACUCAAGUCCAUGUUUUUUGUACGUUCAGUUGGCCGUGUUAUGACAGUGACCAUAGUGUUAACUUUUGUCUUUUUCUUCCUUCCCCUGUGUGGUAACUCAUGUAAGGUAAGACCUCUUUUUCACAGUGAGGUUUGGUACUGAUGCAUGUUUACUAAAGCACCAGUAUUGGGCUCUCAGCUGACAUGAGGCAUCCAUUGGUGGAUAUUGAAGGAAAAGUAAACAUUUUAUGUAUCAAAAUUCCAAAAUGUCUAAAUUGCUUAUGGAAAAAGCAGAAGGUGGUGGACAAUAAAAGCAUACUACUCAGUAUGGAUUUUGGUAGGUUGUGCAAUUAGCUUCUAUUGACACAAUACCCUUUUAUGAAUAUAGGCCCAAAUCUAUAUAUUUUAUUGCUAUAGAACCACGAUUUGUAUAUUUUAUAAGACAAAAGUUAACUUUUACUUAUAAUUAAUAAUAGUAAAUAUGACUUAUCAUUUCUAUCUUAUUAUUAGUCAUGUGUAUUUAAUAAUGUAUUUGUGUAUAUUCAUGUAGUGAAGCUGUAUAGAAUAUUAUACACAUAAUAAUUAUAAUUAGUGAUAUGAAUAAUCAUUUGAAUAUGUAAAUACUAAUGCUACAAUAAUGAUACAGUAUUACAGAUGUAUACAUGUAACACCUGUAUAAUAAUGUGUUUAUAUAUUUGUACACAUUAUUUAAAGGUGUAUAUAUAUACUAAGACUAGUUUGUUAAAUGUAUUUAAUUAUUAGUUAUGUACAGUACCAGGGAUCCUUCUGUCUAACCGCUGGUACAGUGUCUAUAAUGUCUGGGACAGUGGGUGAUUUUUAGUACCUUGUAUUAUGAAUUGAACACUUCGUUUGAGUCAUAACUAUGGUAAAACAAAUGUUCCUAAAAUAUGGCUGCUAAAGGGCCAUUCCCUCGUGUUAAUAAACACCUCUGACUGUAAGAGGAUGCAUGGAACCACCGUGCAGCUCUCCCUGCCGACACUAAUCAUCUGCUUGUGUCUCAGACUGAUAUUGCUUGUUAACUGAAAAGCUGGUGGUUUUAAACAAAACCGAAAGAAACGCAUGAUUUUAGCUCCCUCCUUACAUGUCAUGGAGGUUUCUGUAGCAUCUUCAUGUUGAGUGAAAGUCUGCAGAGAAAGAGAAAGAGAAGCUAAACAGCUCAGACGGAUCUGAUUGAAAGUUCCAGGCUAAUGAUUCACAAAGUUGAUUUGCAUUUUUCUCUUCCGCUUUCAAUCUUAGCAGGGCCCACUUUCAGGUUGCUAGUAAUUGGCCAGCUUUUAAUAUACUGUGUGUGUGUGUGUGUGUGUGUGUGUGUGUGUGUGUGUGUGUGUGUUUACAUGUUAAUUCUAGCUGGACACUGAUUUCCUUGCAUUGUUAUCUUUUUCUCAACAGCAGCCAAGAGCCUGCUGAACAAAAAAGCGGAUGGCGUCAAAGUAAGUUCCGCUCCCCUCUCAGUCUUCACUCUGCUCUGUUUUCAUUCCUUUAACAGGAACAUCACACACAGCAGGUUGUUCUUUGAAUACUGUAGCAUUGUAGUCAAUGAACUGCUCUGGUAAAAAUAGGAGUACAUUUAUCUUGGCCAAAUGGGUGUGACACACUUUUCCCAAUAAUUGUCCCUCUGCACUGUCGAUCUGUGUGAGAGAAGCAAUGACAUCUGCUGCCUGAGCAGAGGAAGCUGUUGGAAACUAAUAACCGACGAUUAAAUGAUGAGUAAAGGGUGGGGGAUUGACUUCAUCUCUCUGCCAUUCUCCACUCAGCUGUCAUAUGAUGAAAAUCCUCCAUUGACACCACCAAGGAAAGUGUGUGUGUGUGUGUGUGU